GUUUGAUUUGCAGAUAUUCACCUUUUCUUCCCUCCCGCAACAACUUUCAUUUUCUCUCUCCUCGCCGAGAAGAAGAUGAAGAUGAAGAUCAGUCGAAAAUGACAAAUUUGUGUAUCUGAUUUGAUGUUUUUGAUAUAUUAAUGUAUGACUACUUUCUAGUGUCUGGAUACACGACAAUGGAUGGAAUGUUUGGUUGAGGUCGAAGAUCUUGGCGGCAAGUAAGCUUUUCGAAGGAGACAAGUUCGAAGCCUCCAUUACCUUCUUGGAAUCUCUUUCUCUUUAUAUAUAUAUACUUUGCGUUUCUGUUUUAUUUCACGAUUUGAGGGUUUGUAAUGGCGGAAAAUGCGUCGGAGAAGGUGAUUUAUCUCCAUGGAGAUCUGGAGUUGAGAAUUUUUAAAGCUCAGAAUCUACCAAACAUGGAUAUGAUCGUUAAACACUUUAAUCAAUGUUAUAGAGCAUGUAAUGUCUGUGUUACUCCCUCUAGCAAAGAUGACGGUGGAAGGGACGGACAGAAACUUUCUAGUCGUCGCACAGGCAUCACAAGUGAUCCUUACGUAACCGUCUCGGUUCCUCAAGCUACGGUUGCUAGGACGCGGGUUAUUCGCAAUUCCAAACAUCCUGUGUGGAACGAGCAUUUCUAUAUACCGCUGGCUCAUCCGGUUGCUAAUUUGGAGUUUCAGGUGAAGGAUAAUGAUAUGUUUGGUGCUGAUCUGAUAGGAACAGUUAGAAUUUCGGCUGAGAAGAUAGCCACCGGAGUGGUUAUCAAUGAAGGUUAUACUUUGAUUGGGCCAUCAGGAAAAGUGGCUAAGCCAAAUUGCAAACUCUUUGUGGAGAUUAAGUUCACCCCUUGUGCGAAGAACCCAUUGUAUGAUCACGGAAUUGCAGGAGAUCCAGACCAUAGGGGUGUGAGGCACACCUACUUUCCACUUCGAAAGGGCAGUUCAAUGAGGUUAUAUCAGGAUGCUCAUUGUGGUAACGAUGAAUCGAAGCUUCCUAAAAUUGAAUUGGAUGGAGGGAAGAGUUUUGACCAUAACUCAUGCUGGGAAGACAUUUGUUUUGCUAUAUCAGAGGCUCAUCACAUGAUCUAUCUAGUUGGUUGGUCAAUUUUUCAAAAGAUCAAGCUUAUUAGGGAGCCAACAAAACCACUUCCUAGAGGUGGCAAUUUGACUCUUGGUGAAUUGCUCAAGUAUAAGUCUGAAGAAGGCGUGAGAGUUUUGAUACUUGUUUGGGAUGAUAAAACCUCGCAUGACAAAUUAUUCAUUAAUACUGCAGGGGUCAUGCAAACACAUGAUGAAGAGACUAAGAAAUUUUUCAAGCAUUCAUCUGUUAUAUGCGUUCUGUCACCUCGUUAUGCAAGCAGCAAGCUUGGCAUCAUCAAACAACAGGUGGUUGGUACUGUCUUUACCCAUCACCAGAAAUGUGUGCUUGUAGACACGCAAGCAUUUGGCAAUAAUCGAAAGAUCACUGCAUUCUUGGGUGGCCUUGAUCUUUGUGAUGGCCGCUAUGAUACACCAGAUCAUAGGUUAUUUAAGGAUCUUGAUACCGUAUUUAAAGAUGACUUUCAUAAUCCUACAAUUCCUGCAGGAAGGAAGGCUCCUCGACAACCAUGGCAUGACCUGCAUUGUAGAAUAGAUGGGCCUGCUGCAUAUGAUGUUCUUAUUAACUUUGAACAGCGGUGGAGAAGAGCCACAAGAUGGAGAGAAUUCGGACUGCGCAAAAACAUGUCUCAAUGGCACGAUGAUGCUAUGCUAAAAAUAGAACGUAUCUCGUGGAUAUUAAGUCCUUCAUAUACUAUUUCAUCAGAUGGGACAUAUAGUAUUCCAGAAGAUGAUCCUUCUUUGUGGGUUUGCAAUGAAGAUCAUCCAGAAAAUUGGCAUGUUCAGAUUUUCCGGUCAAUUGAUUCAGGAUCUGUCAAGGGAUUUCCUAGAACGUAUGAUGUUGCACAGAAUCAGCAUCUUAUUUGUUCGAAAAGUUUGGUGAUUGACAAGAGCAUUCAGACAGCGUACAUUCAAGCAAUCAGAUCUGCAAAGAACUUUAUAUACAUUGAAAAUCAGUAUUUUAUUGGAUCAUCAUAUGCAUGGCCUUCUUACAAAGAUGCAGGAGCUGAAAAUCUUAUUCCAGUCGAAUUGGCACUUAAAAUCGCCAGUAAAAUUAAAGCAGGGGAGAGGUUUUCUGUAUAUGUUAUCAUACCAAUGUGGCCUGAAGGCGAUCCUAAUUCUGGUCCUAUGCAAGAAAUUCUUUUCUGGCAGAAUCAAACAAUGCAAACGAUGUUUGGAAUUGUGGCACAAGAGCUUGAGUCGAUGCAGCUGACUUGUGCACAUCCUCGGGACUAUCUGAACUUCUACUGCCUUGGAAAGAGAGAAGAAAAUCAUGAAGUAGUAAUAUCUGAUGCUAAUAGUACUACCAACGGAAACAAGAUCUGUGAUUCAGAAAAAUUCCAAAGGUUCAUGAUUUAUGUCCAUGCUAAAGGGAUGGUAGUGGAUGAUGAGUAUGUGAUAAUAGGAUCUGCAAAUAUUAAUCAAAGAUCUUUGGCCGGCACAAAGGACACAGAGAUAGCCAUGGGCUCGUAUCAACCCCAUCAUACUUGGGCUAAGAAGAAGAAACAUCCCCGUGGCCAGGUUUAUGGGUACAGGACUUCACUGUGGUCAGAACAUCUUGGUGGGGUACAGGAAUGGUUCAAGAGACCCGAGAGUUUGGAGUGUAUGAGAAAUGUUAAUCAGGUGGCAGAGGAGAACUGGAAGAAAUAUACAGACGAUAAUUUUAAGGUGUUGCAAGGACAUCUGCUUCAGUAUCCUAUCGAGGUUAGUGUUGAUGGAAAAGUAAGUCCAUUAACAGGUUUCGAAACAUUCCCAGAUGCUGGUGGUAAAGUAGUUGGAGCUCAUUCACAAACUAUUCCUGAUGUGCUGACAACAUAAUGAAUGAAUCCUUUCUCUUAUUCUUUUUUGUUGAUGUUUGUCAAUGAUUCCAAUUCAUUUCUCAGCAUCCUUCACGUGUGUAUUAUGUUGAAUCUUCCGGUAUUGUGUUGGUUGUUGCCGAUCUUCCUCAUCUUCUUAUGUCUUUUAUGGAUUCGGGUUGUUUGUGCACACCAUUUGUGAGUGAAAGCUGUGUUCCAUUGUGUUACUUGUGUAAACAACCAAAAAAUAGGUGUUUUUUGGUUUAUGUAGAAUGGAUGGACUUGUGUACACCAUUUCUUGUUUAAUCGUGAGUGGAAAAGGUGUUUGUUUUA
Impatiens glandulifera is the source of this 3226-nucleotide messenger RNA. RefSeq names its product phospholipase D delta. Gene Ontology annotation, cellular component: plasma membrane. Gene Ontology annotation, molecular function: D-type glycerophospholipase activity; calcium ion binding. NCBI's taxonomy places the organism in Eukaryota, Viridiplantae, Streptophyta, Magnoliopsida, Ericales, Balsaminaceae. The record is from RefSeq and is a predicted model, not a curated record. Gene Ontology annotation, biological process: phospholipid catabolic process; phosphatidylcholine metabolic process. Bases 333 to 2915 code for a protein of 860 amino acids. The transcript is spliced from 11 exons.